This is a messenger RNA of Stegastes partitus (bicolor damselfish), 1807 nucleotides long. Its product is annotated as multiple inositol polyphosphate phosphatase 1-like. NCBI's taxonomy places the organism in Eukaryota, Metazoa, Chordata, Actinopteri, Pomacentridae. Bases 55 to 1446 code for a protein of 463 amino acids. The transcript is spliced from 5 exons. Gene Ontology annotation, molecular function: inositol phosphate phosphatase activity; acid phosphatase activity. The record is from RefSeq and is a predicted model, not a curated record.
CAUGGACAACGUCACCAGUCUGCACACGGCCUGGCACACGAGCAGGAGCGGAUCAUGCCGAUCAUUUUAUGGAAAAUCAUCGUUUUUCAUUUCACCGCCAUACCCGCUGUUUCCUGGUGUUUCCUCAACGAUGUGAAUCCAGAGAAAAAUGCGGACAUUCCCGCGAUCGCCAAAUAUUUCAGCACGAAGGGGAGGUAUGAGGAAGUGAACCCGCAUCUCAUAGAGGACAUACUGGCUGUAAACACGUCUGUGUUACAGCCUCCGUCUGCACAGUGUCGCCAAAUCCAUCUGACUGCCAUCAUAAGACAUGGAACGAGAUACCCGACGGCCAAAAACGUCAAGAAGAUGCAGAAGCUGUACGAUCUGGUCCGGAGCGGCGCGCCGGCCAAAGACAGCUGGCUGCAGGAAAUCCAGACGCAGUGGACGAUGUGGUACACGGAGGACAUGGACGGACGGCUGGUCCAGAAAGGUGUCAACGAUCAUCGACAUCUGGCUGUCAGGCUGUCCAAGCUGUUCCCCUCGCUGAUCUCAGAGGAGAAGCUUCGAGGUGGACUCAUCAAAUUCAUCACCAGCUCCAAGCACAGAUGUGUCAACAGCACGCUGUCCUUCAAGGCAGGACUCACAGAGCUGUGGGGUAUUAAAGAUAUGGAGUUUGAGCAUGCAGUGAAUGAUGCUCUCAUGAGGUUCUUUGACCAGUGCACCAGGUUUGUGGAGGAGGUGGAUAACAACCCAUCAGCUCUGACAGAGUUGGACAAGUUUAAAGAGGGACCAGAGAUGAAGAGGGUCGAGGAGAAGAUGGCAGACCGCCUCGGAGUCCCAUACAGUCACAUCACAGACGACAUGGCAGAAGCUGCAUUCUACAUGUGCGCUUACGAGUUUGCCAUCAAGACCGUGAACUCCCCGUGGUGUCGACUCCUGGAUGAGGUCGACGCACAGGUUAUGGAAUAUGCAAAUGAUCUGAAGCAAUACUGGAAAAGAGGCUAUGGUUACGAUAUUAACAGCAAGUCCAGCUGCACCCUCUUCCAUGAUGUCUUCAGUCGUUUGGACAACGUCGUCAGCCAGAACAAGUUAGGCCAGCAGGUGACUGAGGCUGUCACGGUCCAGAUCGGCCACGCAGAGACCCUCCUGCCACUGAUCACCCUGCUGGGUUUCUUCAAGGACAGCGAUGCCCCGACAUCGACCAACUACGCCACGCAGACCCAACGCUCUUUCCGCACCAGCCUCAUGUUGCCCUACACAGCCAACUUACUCCUGGUGCUGUACGACUGUGGAGGAGGCGACAUCAGACUGCAGCCGCUGCUCAACGAGAAGCCUGUGACUUUCCCCGGUCUGGCUGAUCAGAAGGCCUCCAUGCCGCUCUAUCAGGAUGUGAAAAAGCACUACAGGGACCUGCUUCAAGGCUGCGACUUUGAGACUGAAUGUCAGAUUUUCAAGCAUCCUGCUUAAGUUUAGACGGACUGACUAGAGUCUGGAAAGGCAGGAAAUAUAUUUGCUUAAUUGCGUUUUAUUUUGGAAAAAGGAGUGAGGAUAAUGUUUCUAAUGGAAAUAAUUUAGUCUGAAUGCUUCUGCCAAAGUACUCAUGAGCAUAUCACUGUUUGACCUUUUUCCCUCCCUAAAUGAAGCAAUAACGAAGCCUUUCCGCUUCUUUCGUCUUGUGCCUUAAAAAUGUCAGAUCUGGUGUUUCUGGAGCACAGUGAUACCAGCCAGAGGUCCCUUUGCCACCACAGUAUUACAACUGCUAUACUGCUUAUUUUUGCAAAGCUUCUUCCCAUUACCGCACAGCAUUAAAGAAUUUAUUUUUGCAGUG